Platichthys flesus (European flounder) is the source of this 2693-nucleotide messenger RNA. RefSeq lists its product as uncharacterized. The transcript has 2 exons. Gene Ontology annotation, molecular function: growth factor activity; nerve growth factor receptor binding. NCBI's taxonomy places the organism in Eukaryota, Metazoa, Chordata, Actinopteri, Pleuronectiformes, Pleuronectidae. The record is from RefSeq and is a predicted model, not a curated record. The coding region runs from base 390 to 1799 and encodes 469 amino acids. Gene Ontology annotation, biological process: nerve development; memory; cell surface receptor protein tyrosine kinase signaling pathway.
CCCGGACACCCUGCUGCCCCCACCGGACUAACAGCUCACGGGAUAUUUACAAUUGAACACAUUGUUUUGUACCUGAAAAGUACAGUUUUUUUUUAAACUCACUCUCCGCUGUGAAGCGCUCCCAGGAAUGGACUGACUUUUCUGCUCUAUAUUUUACUUUUUUCUUAUUCCCUCUCAGGACUUUUAAUAAAGUCCACAUGCGAUGAGAAGAAAUAAAUGAAAAAGUGAGCGUAGUUUUGCGGUGACGGCGACACAGUCUCAUUUGACAAUAUUUUUUCAUUUUCUAAACCAGUUGAGCAACUGGCGACAGGACUGUAUAAUCAAUGUGGUGUCAGCUGGAAGGACGCGGGGUCCGGAUCUCACCUAAACGCUGAUACGUCUUGGGAGUGAUGCACUGGCUUCCCCUGGUUGCCAUGGUGAUUGCCUCGGCCCUGCCCUUCCCUCACAGCCCCUUGUCCAGGAUUACUGCCGCGACGACAGAGCCUGGCUCCGACAACCGCAGAGAGCAUCGUCAUGACCCGGCAGCUCGCCUCGCAGCUCCCACCAACAACUACAACUUUCACGGAAACGCCUCACAGACGAACUUCGACAUGGCUGCUGCUCUUGGCCAACGCCCCAACGGACGAAACCUCCAGAGCCACAAGGAUUAUGUGAAAUCCUCUGCACAUGAAGAGACCUCCAUGUUCAAGGUGGAGAAUCAAGGAACCUACCAAUCGAAUAGCAACUCAGGCAGCGACGGCAAAAGCAGCGUCAGUUUGGAUGUUCCCGCUGAAGGAAGAACACUCAGGACCGAGGAUAUUUCCAAGGAUAAUUCUCGACCAAAGGACUACAAGGCUGACAGCAGCAGCAGGAGCAGACGAGAAUACUCCGGUUCCAUGGACUCUUCCAAAAAGGACACUGUUCAGGAGUCAACUGAUCAACCGUUGCAGUUUUCUGCAGAGGAAAACCAUAAUACUUUUAGCCCUGCAUUAUCUCUAAAGGGUCCAACAGGACCAGAACCGACUGUUCCUUCAGAGCAGGGGUCUAGAAGAGGUCAGGCUGAGCAAAGAUUGAACGUGGAGGCAGGGCUGGGCCUUGGGAUCGGGCUGGACAACAUCCUUGAAGGAGACGAAAUGUUUUUGGACGCCCAUCCACGAGUCCUGUUCUCACCCUCCCUGUCUCCUCCAAAGCACCCCCCUCUUCUUCUAAUGUUGGAGACCGGCCCGCUGGAGGAGGUUGGGGGUGUGGAGGAGCAGGAGGACAUGGAUGGGCACAUCGAGGGUCACGGGGAUCAGGCAAUCGACAGGAGCACGACUCCGAGUUGGGCCGAUUCUUCCAGAGGAAACAGUGCGGUGGCCCAUCCUAUUAAACGGGACAAACGCUCGCACCCCAUUGACAGACGGAGAGGGGAAAAGUCAGUAUGCGAGGCGGAAAGCGUUUGGGUCACCGACAAGAAGACGGCCACCGACUCCCACGGUCAGAAGGUCAGCAUCUUGCAGGAAAUCCAAACCCAAACAGGACCACUCAAACAGUUCUUUUAUGAGACUCGCUGUCGCCAGCCCGAGCCGCAGAGCAAAACGGGCAAAUCCCGAUCCCUACCGAUGGGCGUAGCGGGGUCCGGUUGCUUAGGCGUGGACAAAAGGCAGUGGUUGAGUGAGUGUAAACCCAAGCAGUCAUUUGUACGAGCGCUCACCAAAGACGCAAACAACAGAACCGGAUGGAGGUGGAUCCGCAUCGACUCGUCCUGCGUCUGUGUGCUGCUGUCCAGAACCAAUCAGGCACCAGGGAGGGAUGUCUUGAUGAGACAGGGGAGAGGGUGAGAGAGAGAGAAGUAGAGAGAGAGAGAGAGAGGGAGGAAGAGAAGAAGGGAAGACAUAGAAAGUGACACACAGUAGAGCAGCAGGAGUUAAGUGGUUCCAGCCUUAACUCCCAUCUUUUCUCUCUUUUUCCCGCUCCCUGCAUCCGACACAGCGUCAAAGGACUUAAAAAAAAAAACGAGAAGACCUCAACACUAGAUCUUAGGGAAAAUUGUCAUUUAUAGAGAUUUGACUUUAAAAAGUACUGUUUUUGUAUGAUUUAUCUUUCAUAAUCUAAGUUAUUUUUUGAUUAGUAUGUAAGCAUGUGUAUGUCUCUGAUAUUAAUAUAUUCCUUUAUAUAUAUAUAUAUAUAUAUAUGUAAAAUAUGACACCAGUAUACCUUUAUGUAUGAAGCUAUGUAUAUCUGUGUGUAUUUAUAGAAGAAGUGUCUGAUGAUAAUUCCAGCCUCUGGUCCACUCGGAUUAUGAGAGGAAGGAGCGCCACCUACUGAGGCUCCGUUUUACUGCUCCACACUGGCUCCAUUCUGGAUUACCAUGAAUGUAGUAAUCAGUGCUUUUUACAGUCAACAUGCAAAUUACAGCGUGGGCACAUUUUUUUUUAGCAUGAUCUCACUCAGGAUGCUGAUGUGACAUUUUUGUGGCAGGAUCCAUCUGUGUUUGGAGCUGGUUAAAUGUGGUUUGUCAAUGACAUUACACAUAAAGAGGCUAAUUUAACUAUCUGCUGGUUUGCUCAGUUUGCCUGCCAAACAUGGUAUCAGGUUAUCUGAUAUUUUAAAGAACAAAUGCUGAAUUUAUCUGCUGAUGAAAGUGAGUAAAUAUCAUUUUUUCCCCUUCUGUAAUCGGUUUCCUAUUACAGGACCAGGAAAAAUUACAAACUACAGCUACAUGAAAUGCACAU